Molecule: messenger RNA, 321 nt
Organism: Nematocida parisii ERTm1
Lineage: Eukaryota; Fungi; Microsporidia
Exons: 1
Coding region: 1-321 (106 amino acids)
Source: RefSeq, a predicted model, not a curated record
AUGUUUCCUUUAGCGUACAGCGGGCUGUCUCUCAUUAGAAGAGUUUGCAGCAACGAGCUGGAGGUAAGUGUAGAUCAGACAGAAGUAUCUAUUCGAGGAAUUUCAGAGAAUAAUAUUGUGCUAAGCACAAAGCUAGACACGCCCGUGAGUAGUUCUUGCUCGUUUACUCUGCUUAAGUACCACUUAGAUAGACUUCCAAAGUGCGCGUACAUCUCUGCUUCUUUCAACAUAGACAGGCAGGGCCUAGUUGUUCUUUCCCUGGAGGCACUGGGCAUAAUAACAACUGUAACUAUUGCCACAGAGGUUUUAUUCUUUGAUUAA